UAAAAACCUAUUUUCUCUCUCCUCCACGUGCCCUUUCCUUAUUCGUCAAUCCCCCACCCCACCUUUUCUUUUCUUCAUUUUUAUUCUCCCCUCUUUCCUUCUCCCUUUCCUCUCUUCUCGUCUCCCAACUUUCUCUCUCCUCUUUUUUUUCUCUCUCUCUACCUUCUCUCUCCUCCCCCAUCAAUGGAAUCCUCUUCCUCCGACGAGAGCUCCAUCUUCUCCGGCGAAGAAGCUUUGACGUCGUCAUCAUCAUCAUCUUCUUCGUCGUCGGCGAUGAGUAGCGGAAGUUCCGGCGAGAUUCCGGAGACAGUGGUUGGAAUAUCCGGCGAAUCUCCGGCGAGAGAGAAGUGUGUUGGGAGACAUGACAGGGUAACCUGGGGAUAUACCUGUGUAAUUGGUCGGAGAGCUGAAAUGGAGGAUGCUGUUGCGGUGGUCCCUGGGUUUGUCUCCAGCACGUGCUCUCACGUGGGUGGUUGUACUGCUCCUGCUUCUAGAACCUCCCUUGAACUCUCUCCUCUUCAUUUCUUCGGUGUUUUUGAUGGUCAUGGUGGUCCCGAGGUUGCUGACUUCUGUGCCGAGCAGAUGCAUGAGGUUAUAGCAGAGGAGUUGAAUGGGGAAGGAGUUGAUGGAUUUGAGUGGCAGAAGAAGUGGAAACAAGUAUUUUCCAGUGGCUUCCGGAGAGCCGAUGACAAGGUUGUCUCAGAAGCUAAAGCCUCAGAGAUGGUUGGAUCCACGGCUGUUGUAGCAGUUGUUUCUGGUUGUCAGAUCAUUUUGUCCAAUUGUGGGGAUUCAAGGGCUGUUCUUUGUAGAAGGACACAGACCAUUCCUUUGACUGUUGAUCACAAGCCAGAUAGAGCUGAUGAAUUAUCGAGAAUUGAAGGAGAGGGUGGGAGAGUCAUAAACUGGCAUGGUGCUAGGGUGCUUGGAGUCCUUGCUAUGUCUCGAGCUAUAGGUGAUAGGUAUAUGAGCCCUUACAUAAUUCCAGUGCCCGAGAUCACUUUCAUGACGAGAAGUGAUGAAGACGAGUGUUUGAUAUUGGCAAGUGAUGGGCUUUGGGAUGUCAUGUCAAAUGAUGAGGUAGGGGAGGUUGCCCGCCGCCUCCUUAGGAGAAUGCGAAGGUCCACAGUAUCCAGUGAUGUUUGUCCUGCACAAGUGGUUGCUGAUAAUCUCAGGCAGCUUGCUAUUGGGAGAAACAGUUCUGAUAACAUCUCAAUCAUAGUCGUUGAUCUGAAAUCGAGGAUAAGAAAUCAAGCAAAGCAACAAAUAUAGCAGGGUAUUGAAUAUUGAUUUUCUUCAUUUCUUUGAGGCCUGUUGAGAAAAUAUAAAGCUCCAACGAAGCUUUCUAGAUAUUCUUAGGUAGCCAUCAUCAGCUAUUAUUUUCUACUGUACAAAGCUGACACUGCUGGUGAGAAAGCGCUCCUGACUUUCAAAAUUGUAUUACUGCAAAUUAUUGGAUCAACCCUCUAUUUUAGUUGGUUUGAUCCAAACUUUCCGAAAGUGGAAAUGACAAAAAUAUGAAAUAGGAAAAUUUAAACAAACUAUUGAUGUUCUGCAAUGAUGCUAUCAUUUUUUUCUGGUUUCAAUGAAAGGCUGAAGACAUCAAGAUGUUGCCGCGGCUUCAAGCUCUGAUUAUGUAAAUAUCAGCUGCAGGCAAUCGUUGUUCAUGCUCAAUAACCUAACCGGACUUGAAUGCCACCCUUCAGUGUAUUCAUUUGCGAAAUUUUUAUGGUUAAGGUCAUGUAUAAUUAGUUAUGUACUACUAAUGUAGUGAAUGACAUGUAAUGCUAUGAUGCUACUCCCUCCGUUCUAUAAUACUUGCGACGUUGGAGUGGACA
Messenger RNA from Chenopodium quinoa (quinoa), 1835 nucleotides. Its product is annotated as probable protein phosphatase 2C 6. Gene Ontology annotation, biological process: protein dephosphorylation. Gene Ontology annotation, molecular function: cation binding; protein serine/threonine phosphatase activity. The record is from RefSeq and is a predicted model, not a curated record. Lineage: Eukaryota; Viridiplantae; Streptophyta; Magnoliopsida; Caryophyllales; Amaranthaceae. The coding region runs from base 184 to 1269 and encodes 361 amino acids. The transcript has 4 exons.